Messenger RNA from Mus caroli (Ryukyu mouse), 2609 nucleotides. RefSeq names its product CDC like kinase 4 (gene Clk4). Gene Ontology annotation, cellular component: nucleus. Gene Ontology annotation, biological process: peptidyl-tyrosine phosphorylation; regulation of RNA splicing. Gene Ontology annotation, molecular function: protein serine/threonine kinase activity; protein tyrosine kinase activity; ATP binding. The record is from RefSeq and is a predicted model, not a curated record. NCBI's taxonomy places the organism in Eukaryota, Metazoa, Chordata, Mammalia, Rodentia, Muridae.
CUUGCAUUUUAAGUUUCAGCAAGUUGUCAUUUGCUUAUAUAGCUUUUAUCAGAUUUGGAAUUCAGACAUAUUUACUCCUGCAAAAAAUACAAAAGUUAAGAGAAUAUCAUAGGCUAGUUCCUAUACUGCCUAGACUAAAGCUAUGAAUUUAAUAGUUUGUUCUAAGUCUGUCUGGGAUUGAUAGGAGACAGUAGCUCAGCAAGUGACUAAAACUAAGGGCUCUGAGGAUGUAGCUCAGUGCUAGAACACUUGUUACCCAAUAUAUGUGAGGUCCCAAAAUCCUUAGAAACCCUUCCAUCAAAAAGGGGGAAGGAAGUCAAAAGAUUAUAUUCAAGAACAUAUACAAAGUUGAAUAAUAAUGAUACUCAAUGAGUAGUUUUAGCUGUCCAUAGGAAGAUGGCAUAUAUAUUUGGGUGUGCAAGAAGUGUUUCCCAAUUGAGAUGUCAUAGAAAGUGGUUGAUCCAGAUGAGAAAAGCUACCUGAAAUGCUAUCUGAGACCAUUAAAGUGCUUUGAGGAUUAGCCAUUCAUGUUACAUCUACAGAUUAUAUUAAUAGAACACCAAUAUGUCUGAGAGUUUUAGAAACGCGCUUUAUAUUUUGAGAAUUGUUUCUACAGGCAUUCUCUGGUAAUUUAGGAUAGAGCCUCAGUAAAAAUUUGUGAUAGUAUGUCUUAUUAUAAUUAUGAUAUAAAAUUUGGAGGUAAUAUGUUUAUAUAGAAUUGAAAGAAUCUUAAAGUUCUAAAUAUAAAGAAAGGCUAGGUGAGUAGUUUCUUUCACUCUGCCUUCCAUUAAUUUCCCUUUCUCAUUUGUUUUGUUGGUUCUAUGUUUUCUCCUUGUUUGUACAGAUGUUCCAUUGGGGCUGUUUACCAGAUUGCUUUCUAAAUUAGCCAGCUGGGGUUACUUUAAAAAACAUGCUCCAUGUGCAUCCCUCUUGAAGCUUCGCACUCUGUUGAAGAGGACACUCAUCCCAGUCACUAUUUAGAAGCAAGAUGCUUGAAUGAGAGAGAUUAUCGGGACCGGAGAUACAUUGAUGAAUACAGAAAUGACUACUGCGAAGGAUAUGUUCCAAGACAUUACCAUAGAGACGUUGAAAGCACUUACCGGAUCCAUUGCAGUAAAUCCUCAGUCAGAAGCAGGAGAAGCAGCCCUAAGAGAAAGCGUAAUAGACCCUGUGCAAGUCAUCAGUCGCAUUCGAAGAGCCACCGAAGGAAAAGAUCCAGGAGUAUAGAGGAUGAUGAGGAGGGUCACCUGAUCUGUCAAAGUGGAGACGUUCUAAGAGCAAGAUAUGAAAUCGUGGACACUUUAGGUGAAGGAGCCUUUGGCAAAGUUGUAGAGUGCAUUGAUCACGGCAUGGAUGGCUUACAUGUAGCAGUGAAAAUUGUAAAAAAUGUAGGCCGUUACCGGGAGGCAGCUCGUUCUGAAAUCCAAGUAUUGGAGCACUUGAACAGCACUGACCCCAACAGUGUCUUCCGAUGCGUCCAGAUGCUAGAAUGGUUUGAUCAUCAUGGUCAUGUUUGUAUUGUGUUUGAGCUGCUGGGACUUAGUACCUAUGAUUUUAUUAAAGAAAAUAGUUUUCUGCCAUUUCAAAUUGAUCACAUCAGGCAAAUGGCUUAUCAGAUCUGCCAAUCUAUAAAUUUUUUACAUCAUAAUAAAUUAACACACACGGACCUAAAACCUGAAAAUAUUUUAUUUGUGAAGUCUGACUAUGUCGUCAAAUACAAUUCUAAAAUGAAACGAGAUGAGCGCACAUUGAAAAACACAGAUAUCAAAGUUGUUGAUUUUGGAAGUGCAACAUACGACGACGAACAUCAUAGUACUUUGGUGUCCACAAGGCACUACAGGGCUCCAGAGGUGAUUUUGGCUCUAGGUUGGUCUCAGCCUUGUGAUGUUUGGAGCAUAGGCUGCAUUCUUAUUGAGUACUACCUUGGGUUCACAGUCUUUCAGACUCACGAUAGUAAAGAGCAUCUGGCAAUGAUGGAGCGGAUCUUAGGACCCAUCCCAGCACAUAUGAUCCAGAAGACAAGGAAGCGCAAGUAUUUCCACCAUAACCAGCUAGAUUGGGACGAGCAUAGUUCAGCUGGGAGAUAUGUUAGGAGACGCUGCAAGCCGUUAAAGGAAUUUAUGCUGUGUCACGACGAAGAGCACGAGAAGCUGUUUGACCUGGUUCGAAGAAUGUUGGAGUAUGACCCAGCGAGAAGGAUCACCUUGGAUGAAGCGUUGCAGCACCCUUUCUUUGACUUAUUAAAAAGGAAAUGAGUGGGAGUCAGGGGUCUUCUGUGUACUUCUCUAGGAGCAGUUACUUCCAGACUGUGUCAGUCAACUAAACAUUCUAAUAUUUUUGUAAACAUUAAAUUAUUUUGUACAGUUAAGUGUAAAUACUGUAUGUUUUGUAUCAAUAGCAUAACUACCUUGUUAAGUAUGGUGUUGAUAAUGAAUGCAAUAUAAGAGUUACAAUGAAUUUUCCUUUGGAUGUUAAUUGCCGCUUUAAAGGCUUUUAGAAUGCCCUUUGUGUCCAGUGAUAAACGUGAUUGGUCUCGUCUUUUGUACAUGAGGGUUGACUCUGAAGUGAUUUUUUUUUUUUCCUCAAGUAAAAGGAAAUCUUGACCACUU